Messenger RNA from Adineta ricciae, 378 nucleotides. NCBI's taxonomy places the organism in Eukaryota, Metazoa, Rotifera, Eurotatoria, Adinetida, Adinetidae. The record is from the annotation of a GenBank genome assembly.
AUGAGUCACGGAGUUUUACAAGUGACUAUUGUUGAAGGUCGCAAUUUGAAAGACAAGGAUAUCGUCGGUAAAGAUGAUGCGUAUGUUGAACUUUAUUUGGAGAAAGAUUACAAACAACGCACAAAGACCGUCAAGGAUACCAACAAUCCAACAUGGAAUGAAACUUUCACAUUUAACUUGCGUAAACAUCAGGACGAAUUGCAUUUGCAUGUUUAUGAUGACGAUGUCGUCGGUCGGGAUUCAAUUGGAUCGAAAACGGUUAAUUUGAAGAAACAUGUAUUCGGAAAGGGUCCAUAUGACGCUUGGGUCAAAUUACCAGCUCAUUUAGGUCUUGGUUCACACGGUGAACUUCAUGUUAUCAUUCAACAUAAUGCUUGA